CACACCCCCCACGCUCUCCCAGCACACAAAAGCGGUGCAAUUAGCUGUCUUAAGGGAGCUGAGGCUUUGCCAGCUGUGAGCCGAAAAUAAUAAAAUACCUCAGAGGCAGAGCACAGGCAGGGAAGGUGGUGGCGGCGGCGGCAGCGGCUGCUGUAGGAGAAUACAAAUAGCUGCCAUCGACAUCUGAAACAAAGGGACAGCUCCUUCCAAAAAAAGGCCAGCACUGAUGCAUCCAUCCAUUCUCCCAAGGAGACAGCCGGGCCCAUCUGCAUUUCUCUUAAGACACUGGACAUCCUAAGGAGAUCCUUUCCCUAGAAGGAGGAAUGAACAGCUGGGAUACAGGAGCGGUUGUCUUUGUUCCUCAGUAGAGAGAACAGACGGGCGAACGACCAAGCCUCCCAGCACGUGACACUUUGUGUGACCACAACCACUCCAGGAGCAACAUGGGCACCACGGAGGCCACGCUGCGGAUGGAGAACGUGGAUGUGAAGGAGGAGUGGCAGGACGAGGACUUUCCCAGACCUCUCCCAGAAGAGACAGGAAUGGAGUCUCUGGGCAGCCCUACAGAAGACGAGAACACAUCUUCUCCUCCUAACACUUUAAACUUUAACGGGGCGCAUCGUAAGCGUAAGACGCUCAUAGCACCUGAAAUCAACAUUUCACUGGACCACAGCGAGGGCUCCAUCCUGUCUGAUGACUUCCUGGACACCCCCGAUGAUCUGGACAUUAACGUGGAUGACAUUGAAACCCCAGAUGAGACGGACUCCCUGGAGUUCCUGGGAAAUGGGAAUGAGCUGGAGUGGGAAGAUGAUACACCUGUAGCCACAGCCAAGAACAUGCCCGGGGACAGUGCUGAUCUGUUUGGGGAUGGAGUGGCGGAAGAUGGCAGCACUACCAAUGGGAGACUCUGGAGGACCGUUAUCAUUGGGGAGCAGGAACACCGCAUAGAUCUGCAGAUGAUCAAACCCUACAUGAGAGUGGUGACACAUGGAGGGUAUUAUGGAGAAGGUCUCAAUGCCAUCAUUGUCUUUGCUGCUUGCUAUCUCCCAGACAGUAACUUGGCUGACUACCAUUACAUCAUGGAGAAUCUCUUUUUGUAUGUUAUCAGCAGCUUGGAGUUGCUGGUGGCCGAAGACUAUAUGAUCGUAUAUCUGAAUGGAGCCACACCACGUCGGAGGAUGCCGGGCCUGGGCUGGUUGAAGAAAUGCUAUCAGAUGAUAGACAGAAGACUGAGGAAAAACCUGAAAGCUCUGAUAAUAGUGCAUCCUUCGUGGUUCAUCCGGACAGUGCUGGCUAUAUCCAGGCCCUUCAUCAGUGUGAAGUUUAUCAGUAAGAUCCAGUACAUUCACAGCCUGGAAGACCUGGAGCAGACCAUCCCUAUGGAGCACGUGCAGAUUCCCGAGUGUGUCGUACAAUAUGAAGAAGAGAGAAUCAAAGCCAGGAAAGAAAGAGCAGAAGAGAAACAAGACAUGGCAGAAAAAGAAAGCAGGCCUGUGCCUCCCACAGAGGAUCAGGAAACCAGUAUGUCAUGAAUUGAAGUAAUGAGGAAUGAAAGAAAGGGAAGAAUGACACAGCUGGACAGUCACCCACUGUAAAUGCCCUUCCCAGUAUAAGAUCUCGUCACCAUCUCAUUCUGAACCCUGUAAGAUCAAGGAGCCUGGCCCAUGUCUCAGAGAUGCAAAUUCCUUUGAAGCUUUUGAAAAAAAAGAUAUAUAUAUAAAAAAAGAAUAAUCCAAUACUAGCACUUUCCAGGACAGGCUCCAACCUUGUUUCAGUGAUGGUCUGUGGAGAGAUAUAAGUAGUGCAAAUAUAUACAAUAUUUCCUCUUAGAAAGUAAACAACACCUCAUAGCCCAUUACAGCCACCAGCCCAAACAAAGAGAUAUAUUUUUUUUUAAUUAUAAAUCCCCUCUUUAACUUGCUGCUGGCCGGCACUGUAAUUUUUUGCUUUCAGUUGCACAUCAGUUUCCUCCUUAUAGAUAUUACGAUGGCCAUUGCUCUAGGUGUUAACAAACAAAGGAUAUGAGAAGAGUGAGUUUUCCACCUUUUCAAAUACAGUGUAUGUUUCAUCCAGUCAAUACUGAGGAUCCACCAAUCUUUGGCCUUCUUGCUCCCAAAAUUCCAAGAUCCGCAAAGUCGAGAUUUCUUGGUGGUCAUCUCACGGGCUAAGUUCUAGUGAAACUUAUCUAAUGAUGAAAUGCCGUGAUGUUUAAUUUGUCCUGUUCCUCUUCAUAAGACACUCUGAUGAAGACUAACUCUGAAAGAAGGCUGCUAUAUUUUGGAUGCCAGCCUUUUUUAUAAGCACCUUCCAUACCAAGGCAUAAAAAGAUCUGUUCUUAAGAAGGUGCCUUAUGGACAGGAAAGAUUCCCAUCUCCUCUUUACAGAAGUUUCAUGACACUGGACAAUCAUUCACUAGUUAUACCUCCUACUGCAGAGACAAGCUGCUAAAUAUUUGAAAUUUUCCCACAUUCUCUUCCUGGCUGGUGAAGGUAAAGAGUAGAAAGCGUGACUAGAACAAGCUCAGGUUGAGACUGUUGCAAAUACAAAGGCAGGGAAUUGUAUCCGGGGUCAGGCACUCAGCUAUCAAAGGAUGAUGAUAUGAUAUUAUAAGACUUUAAAAACAUGAGGAUUUUUAAGCAGAGGAGAGAAGAAUUUGAACAAGCAUAAAAGCCUAGCAACGUCAUUUGCAAGCCCCUGUCUCCAUCCAGGGUCAACCUAUGCAAACAGUCUCACAUGUGCACAAGGCACAAACUCCCCUUGUGGAGUUGUGCAGUUGAAGAAUUAUCUGCUGAUUUCAACAGUCAAGAGAGAUUUUGUAACUGGAGCCCCAGACAGAUCUUUUUACAGGGCCCUAAUAGUCAAGCUGUUCAUGACCAUUUGAAAGUAAUGCUCCUUUACUUUGCUGUGAAAUCCCACAAGAGGGCAAUACUGGCAAAGCAAGAUUUUCUAAACCUAGGGAUCUGCUUUCUGUAAAGUGAAGAGUUUUGAUUUUUAGUCUCUUCUACACUUAACAGCAGCAUAGCAGACAGGACCUUGUUUUUUAAUGCUACAAAGGAGUACAAAGUAUGCUGGCUAACAUUAUUCUUGCCGAUUUUCUUUUCUUCUCAUUUUCUGCAUGUUUGUCUCAUAUUGCGGGCAGAAGAAUUUCAAUGGGACACAUGACUCUUAAGUCAUGGUUUUAUUUACUGAGCAGACCUAUGCAUGGAAAGAGAGUCUUACAUUAAUAUCAUUAACCACUGAAGCAGAAGACCACAUAUCUUCAUUUUUGGUGUACAUUAAAAAUAAGCAAAAAAGCAAGCACUCAUGAAUCACAAGGCCUCUUAUUCUUAUCCAGCUGCUGGCUGUGGGGAUUGGAUUGUUAUGUUACAUGCAAAAGAAAGCAGCACUUCAAUUUUUUGGAGUUUAGUUUUUACUCCAAGAUAAAAGGAACAUUUUACUAAAAAUGUUACACUCCCAAAAUAUUGGCAGUCACCCUCUUUCAAGACAAGCAGUCAGCAUUUUUAGAACAUGUAAGUGUAAAUCUCUUCCAAAAGACGUGUGACCUGUCUCUCAUGUGCUCUCACAAACGGAAUGAUCAAAAACCUACAGAAGUCGAUAGAAAAACUCCCAUUGAAUCAAGGGACUUGGACUUGGGCUUAAAAUGAAUAGUUACAGAUCCUGCUCUAGUACAGAAGAUGGGAAACUCCCAUCAGGAAUUCACAAGCCGAGACUUUCCUUCUCAUUUUGAGAAACUUUUUUUCUGCAUUUUGAUGGAAGUCAUGUGCUUUGCUUUCUGCAAAAGAAUGCAAUAAACUGUAUGAUAUUGGAUGCUGGGAGCGAGUUUUAAAGUCAUAUAGUGAACAAUAUCAUAGUAUAUUUAAGAAGUGUUUGAAAAAACAACCCCCAAAACCUCUUUCGUGCCUAUAGUAGCUAAAUGUUUUAGCAAAGAUGUCCACAAUGCCCCCAUCUCUGGAAAAACACUGUUCUGAAAUAAAUCCGACUGGGAAAAAGAACACAGAUUUAUCUUCAGUCUCGGGACCUUAAGACAUAAAACAUUUUGUGAUAAUGGACAGCAGCAACAGUAGGUGAACUUUCUUAAGAAAAACAUGUCACCGUUGAUCUUAGUCUUAACAGAGCAACCACAGAAUGAAUGGGCCUGGAAACUGAAGUACAAGUGUUUUUUAGAGCAAUUCCAAUGAACACCUCAACAGUUUCAUUUAAACAAGCAGGAAAAGCUAUUAUUUAAAGUGGAGAAUGUCAACUUGAAUACUUUUUAAAAAUAUUUUUUCCCAAAAUUUGCACUUUCUAAAAUAGCAUUCUUUAAACAGUAUACUAGAUUAAAAAAUAAAUAAAUAAAAAUGGGAGCAGAGACUUUCUGCUCCCCAACUGCUGUCUAUAAGUCUUUUCAGCAUAGGUGAAAUACAGGUGAAAAGAUGAAAUUGGCAAUACAAAAAAAAUCAAUUAUUUGCAUAAAGUUAAAAAAAAAAUCAACCGAAAAUGUAUAAUUAACUUCUUUCAGUCACAGUGCUUUUAUACAUUACUUGAAACCAUAGUAACAAUUUUUUCAGAUAAAAACACAAUGUUCUAAUUGGCAGGGUCCUUUUAAUAAGAUGUCUGCAUUAUUGACAGCCAUGUACCAAAUUUAAAAACAAGUGUCAGACCAAUAGAUGGUAAAUACCACAUCAGAAAGUGAUUUGCAUCGUUAGAAAAACAUUCAGUUCUCUUUGAGGUCAAUAGAAAAACUUUUGCACAGAGUUGUAUGUGGACCUUCAAAGAAGAAUUAGAGUGGCUGGCAACAUUUCAGAGAAUGCAGGUACAUGAUAUAACGGCAGAGGUCUGGAGGCCUCAACCUGUGGUUUUAAAACUAUAACAAAAUAUAAAAGUAAUGACAUGUCAUUAAGCCGGACAGCAGUACUUAAGAGGAUAAAGACAGUUAACACAUAUGUGCUCAGAACAUAAGUAAGAUGUCUGGGUGUCUGUUAUAACUGCCUGAAGUGUCACGUGUGAUCACCUAACUGCACUUCAGAAACAUGAUGGCAUCAAACGAUUCAACCUCCACUACUAAUAUUAUGUGUAUUUGUUGUGAAUUACUUCCGUGUAUCUCUCUGAAGUUCAAAUAUUGCUCAUUAUUGGAGAAAAUAACAUAUUUUGAUAACAUUUGAACAUUUUUAUUUCAGAUAAUUUUACUUUCCAAUCCAAAAUGGAACUUUCAUUUUAAAAAAAGGCUAUGUCUGAAUAUGAGGCUGCCUUCCAUAACGUAAACUGAAAAGGAGGUAAAUUCCUUGUUGUUACCCUUUACAGACCUGACAGUGGCAACUUUAAGGCCUUGUCUGCACUUGAAAGGGUUAGGCAGAAUAGCUUGGCAAACCUUCCUAGGGUAUCUGCAGUUUGACCAGUUCCCCAAACAAAAUAAGUUAUACCAGCAAAAGCACCUCUCUGCUGAUAUAACUGCAUUUAUACUAAGGUUUUGCCAGUAAUAAAAGGUUAAAUUUAAAUUAAAUGUUAAAUUAAAAUGUUAAAUUAAAAAAUCACACCCCUGUAGAAACAUUACUACAUGAGUAAGAGCUUCUAGUGUAGACCAAGCUUUCUUCCUGCCUCAUAAAAAUACCUCUGAACAGUAGGGUUUUUUUUACAUGAAUGCACUGUAUUGUCUAAAUAGUAGGUAUCAAAUUCGCUUCCCUGGAUGAGGAUAGUCAGACACUGCCACUCACAUGAAUUCUCCAGUUCUACUACUGAUUCCAGAUAUAGGGAAAUUUUAAGUGAGGGAAAGUUUUAUCACAUAUCUGUGCUAUCAUAUCUAUGGACAAUACCAUAUUCUGCUCACAGCCUGUUAAUGGUUUCACAUUACAUAGAGGAUAGAACAUAAACUGAAAAAUCAGAUUCUCUCCUAUACAGAAAUAAUUAAAGAACAGAGUGUGAAUCAUUCAAAUUCAGUAUUGAGGAAUUUGUGCAGACUCCCUAAAAACCAUCUCUAAAGUUCAUUAAAGUCGAUAGGAGUCUUCCCUUUGUCUUCAAUAGACUUUUUUUUUGCUUAACAGCUUAAGUGACUUCUCUCCAAUCUCCUUAUCCGUCUGUUACAUUCAACUGAAAGCCCUACAAAUCAAUAGAACAAUAAAGUAGAGUUAAUUGGCCCAUCCUUUUGAAAUGCAGAUACUUUUUGCCGAGUUUUUCCUGCAAUUAACACGUUUAUGCAAUCAAAAGACUUUGUUCUGGAACAGUUGGGAAAUACAGUAUCCACAUUUGGAACUGUCAGGUAAUUUUUAUUGAUUUUAUUCCACAAGGCACAGGAAAUGAACCUGGCAGAUUACAGUCUAAUCAAGUUGAAUAAUUAAUACAAUUCCUUCUGUAUAGUACUGUGUAAAUUUGAGUGGACAUUUAGAACAUACCUCAUUACAAUUUUUUCCAUCUACUUUUUUCCAAAGACUGUUUGUUUACAGAUGUGUCUACAUAUUUAUGAGAAAAACAAUAUUUCUAAGUGUUAAGGUCUUUAAAAGCAACACCUAUAUUCUACAUUUCUGGUGAUGGGAAGAGAGAUAAUAUAGCAAUGAUUGCUUUAAACUGAUAUUGGCAUGACAACAGGGGACAUGCAAGCAAGAUUGCUUAAAAAUGUAAACAUGAUUUUUUUUUUGUAUUUCCUUACUGACAGGUAGUCAAAAAGUCAGCAUGCUACUGUUAAAGUGAAUUUUGAUAAAUCACAAUAAUAUAACAUAACCUCAGUUUUUUUCCUUUGCAUCAGGCCCUCCAACCUACACCUACAUGUAAAAAUGUGUGAACUGUCAUUUUUUUAAAGUGUUUGUAUUUAGGUAGUUUAUGCUAGAAGACCUAGAUUGCUGCUAUGUAUUCUUAUUUUUUGCUUUGUAUUAUGCGAUAAAUAUCUGUGGGUAGUCAAUUAAAAUCAGACUGACACUUAAA
This is a messenger RNA of Alligator mississippiensis (American alligator), 6891 nucleotides long. RefSeq names its product ATCAY kinesin light chain interacting caytaxin (gene ATCAY). The record is from RefSeq and is a predicted model, not a curated record. The coding region runs from base 444 to 1532 and encodes 362 amino acids. Lineage: Eukaryota; Metazoa; Chordata; Crocodylia; Alligatoridae. Gene Ontology annotation, cellular component: cytoplasm. The transcript is spliced from 13 exons. Gene Ontology annotation, biological process: apoptotic process.